AUGUCAGAAGCCAAUGCAGUCUUAGAUACAGAAAACACCAAGACAGUUGACAAUUCUUUGACAAGAAAACUCAAAGAUAUCGCAGCUGGUUUUGUGGGUGGUGCAACACAAGUGUUAAUUGGUCAACCAGCUGAUCUUGUUAAAAUAAGAUUGCAGACAACAUCAGCUACAUCUUCUUUUCAGGUCAUUAAAAAUGUCAUCAAGAAUGAAGGAAUUUUGGCUUUUUACAAAGGGACUUUACCUCCAUUAUUUGGGGUUGGUGUCUGUGUGUCCCUUCAAUUUUAUGGAUUCCACGAGACAAAGAGACAAAUUUUACAAUACACGGGCCAGCCAAGCUUGAAUUUAUGGCCACAAACCUAUAUUGCUGGGGCAAUGGCUGGUGUGGUGAAUACCCCUGUCACAUCUCCGGUGGAACAAUUGCGUAUAUUGAGUCAAUCAUCAGGGAAACCGGUCUCCUUGCGUGAAACUGUUAGCAAAAUAUAUAGAGAACAGGGUGUUGUCAAUGGUAUUUAUAGAGGGUUUGGGAUAACAUUAAUUCGUGAAAUACAAGCGUAUGGUGUUUGGUUUUUGACAUAUGAAGCUUUGAUUCAAAAAAUAAUCGACUUGCAACAUUAUAAAUGUCGUGAUCAAAUAAGCACACCAGAAUUGUUGGCUAGUGGGGCUAUUGCAGGAAACGCAUUGUGGCUUCUGUCGUACCCACUAGAUGUUAUAAAGUCUAAUAUACAGAGCGAUGGGUUUGGGAAAGAAAGCAAAUUUGGUGGCAGCGCUUUAAAGGCUAUGAAAUAUAUUUAUUCAAAUCAUGGAUUAAGAGGUUUCUGGAGAGGUAUUGUACCAUGUCUUUUAAGAGCUGUACCUUGUAGUGCGGGUACAUUUGCUAGUGUUGAAUUGGCGUUACGAUUGAUGGGAUAG
Candida dubliniensis CD36 is the source of this 909-nucleotide messenger RNA. RefSeq names its product Ymc2p (gene YMC2). The transcript has a single exon. Gene Ontology annotation, molecular function: L-ornithine transmembrane transporter activity. The coding region runs from base 1 to 909 and encodes 302 amino acids. The record is from RefSeq and is a predicted model, not a curated record. Gene Ontology annotation, biological process: mitochondrial L-ornithine transmembrane transport. NCBI's taxonomy places the organism in Eukaryota, Fungi, Ascomycota, Pichiomycetes, Serinales, Debaryomycetaceae.